AUGCCAAUGGCAUCGGAUGCCUGGACCGAAACCUGGUCAGCGUGGUUUGGUGCUGAGUUGCGGUUUGGUACCUCUGAGGGGUCUAUCCGCGUUCGUGAGGAAUCCGGCGGCCCUCGUGGCAGCCGUGCCCGUUGCGUCGUCUCAGGCGCUCAGUACGAUCUGCGGCGGCUGAUCGCCCAGCCCACAGCGUCCUCUGGCCAUGUGGCGCUCGAGGCCUUGGAGUCUGUACAGCAAGAGGCCGAGCUCUCGGAGCGUGCAGGAAAGCAUCCUAACAUUGUGCGGUGCCACGGGAUUCUUGUUCAAAAUGUUGGUCCCUCGCACUGCCAGCUUCUUCUCUGCGAGCCCUGCGGCAUCGACUUGUUGCAGCAUGUGGCGGCCAAAGGUGGGGACAUGGCUGCUGGAGAGCUAGCAGACCUUGGACAGCAGCUGGCCAUGGGCCUUGCGCACCUCCAUGGCCUCAUCCUACUGUAUGGUAGCCUUGCUGCCACCGGUGUGCUGCGAGGGUCCUUGGAUGGUCUCUGGAAGCUGGGAGACUUUUCACGAGCCGCAGCUCUGCCUGUUGCUGCAUCAGAGUGGCGUGGUCGUAGUGGCGCGAAGCCGUGCGAGGUGCCGCCGGAGGCUCGUGGCAGAACAGACGACGCCCUGAAACCUGAGGCGGACGUUUGGCUCUUGGCCUCGUUGCUCUUCGGAACGCUCUGCGGAUCGGCGCCAGGCCCGGGCAUCCGACUUUGGGGAGCCGAAAGCCGCAACAUCCUCGAAUUCCCCAACCUGAACGGGCAACCCUUGAGUGAAAUGCCACUUGUCUCGGUCGGUGGAGGCGAUGCCUUCGCUCUAGCACCUGAGCGGUGGAGCCAGCCUGUGAUCUGCGUCGAGUUUGAUUGCAGUGGCUUAGAGCGCGCAAGUAUGUGGAUAUUUGUGGUGCAAGUGAGCUUGAUGAGACUCUGGCACUUUGACUCGGCCAGGCUCCUGGAUGCUUCUGUGGCGCGCCUUUGGCUGCUGCUGCGAUGGCUUCUUGCUGAGGCUGCAUAG
Symbiodinium pilosum is the source of this 1029-nucleotide messenger RNA. The record is from the annotation of a GenBank genome assembly. NCBI's taxonomy places the organism in Eukaryota, Dinophyceae, Suessiales, Symbiodiniaceae.